Messenger RNA from Bactrocera neohumeralis, 1389 nucleotides. Its product is annotated as transmembrane protein 87A. The record is from RefSeq and is a predicted model, not a curated record. The transcript has 9 exons. The coding region runs from base 1 to 1389 and encodes 462 amino acids. Gene Ontology annotation, biological process: retrograde transport, endosome to Golgi. NCBI's taxonomy places the organism in Eukaryota, Metazoa, Arthropoda, Insecta, Diptera, Tephritidae. Gene Ontology annotation, cellular component: Golgi apparatus; membrane.
AUGCUUGCCUCGGCAACGCAGGCAAAUUCUGAUGCUGGCAAAACUAUUAAAACGUUAACACCGAAUGCCAACAUUGCACGAGAGCAACGUCCCUUAUUGGCCAAUUCCAAAAUAAAAGUUCAUAUCGAAUGUGAGGGUCGUGAUGGCUUAGAUGUAAACAUUGAGUGGCAAUUAUACGAGCGCCAAUGUUGGACGGACAAGCGCAUGCCAUUAGAUAAAAACAUCAUCACCAUUGGCAGAGAUGGCAUUUAUGAAUUGACAUUGAAAAUUGAAGCUGUCAAAAGUUCAGAGCCCGUAGAUUUUUCCGCACAUGUACAACUGGACAUUGUUGGUCCUGAUGGCGGCUAUCUUUCUGCGAUUGAUCAUCCACUCUUGGCGUUCUACGGCAUAAUGUGCGUCGUCUAUGUAAUUUUCGGCAUUAUCUGGCUCUUUGUGUCAUUCAUGCAAUGGCGUGACCUUUUGCGCAUACAAUUCUGGAUUGGCGGCGUAAUAUUGCUUGGCAUGCUGGAGAAAGCUUUCUUCUAUGCACAAUACUAUAGCCUGAAUACCACGGGUGUACCGGUUGAGGGCGCCGAAUUGAUGGCAGAAUUUGUUUCCUGCGCCAAACGCACACUAGCACGCAUGCUUGUCAUCAUAAUGAGUCUGGGUUUCGGUAUUGUCAAACCUCGUUUGGGUCCAAUGCUUCAUCGCGUGGUUGGCGUUGGCGCGCUGUACUUUGUCUUGGCUUGCGUUGAAAGUUACUUGCGUGUGACUAGCACGAAAACCGAUGAACAGUUGGUGGCCGCUAUACCGUUGGCUGUGCUGGACACAGGCAUCUGUUGGUGGAUAUUCACAUCGCUGGUGCAGACCACCAGAACGUUGCGCUUGAGAAGAAAUAUGGUGAAACUCUCAUUGUACAGACACUUCACAAACACACUGAUAUUUUCAGUACUUGCAUCAGUGAUAUUUAUGUUAUAUGCUCUGCAUGUGCGCAAGUCACAGAACUGUACACCAAUUUGGCGUAAUAUUUGGUUCGAUGCCGCUUUCUGGCAUAUACUGUUUUCGGUAUUAUUGUUGGUUAUUAUGAUUUUGUGGCGUCCCACAAAUAAUAAUCAGCGCUAUGCAUUUACACCGUUACUUGAUGCGCCCGACGAUGAGGACGAUGACGAGGAAGAUCAAUUCGUCGCCGAUGCGUAUGGUGAUGCGUAUGGUGUAAAAAUGCGCAGUUCGCAUGCAAAUGGCGGCACUAAAACACCACCAAAUGCACAGCGCGGCACAACGACCGAAGAGGAUGAUCUACGCUGGGUGGAAGAGAAUAUACCCUCAUCAAUGGCCGAUCCCGCGUUGCCGGUUUUAGAUUCGGAUGAAGAAAUCAUAAAUACAAGAUUCGAAGUUUCGAAAAUGCAAUAA